This is a messenger RNA of Sander lucioperca (pikeperch), 4450 nucleotides long. RefSeq names its product doublecortin-like kinase 2a (gene dclk2a). The transcript is spliced from 17 exons. NCBI's taxonomy places the organism in Eukaryota, Metazoa, Chordata, Actinopteri, Perciformes, Percidae. Gene Ontology annotation, molecular function: protein kinase activity; ATP binding. Gene Ontology annotation, biological process: protein phosphorylation; intracellular signal transduction. Gene Ontology annotation, cellular component: microtubule cytoskeleton. Bases 495 to 3473 code for a protein of 992 amino acids. The record is from RefSeq and is a predicted model, not a curated record.
ACGCGACCAGUCAGAGGAAGGGUCUGAGGUGGAGAAGGAGGCGGCUUGCGGUGUUUGGUGCGGUGCACUUAAGUUUUGUAAAAUUGGUUCGUUGUUUGAAAGCCAACCGGGAGGACCACUGCAAUGUCUGUCAAACACAGCUGCUCCUUAUUCGACACGUUUUCAACAGGAUAAUCCCGAGCCGGCGUUUGGAUUUUUGCUCCUGCUCUAUUAUUGUAGGUAGAGAAAUCAAUUCAUCGAAUCAGUCAGGUCGGGAUUCAUUUUCUUUUUAAUUUCUCGACUCGUUUCUUAUUUUGGGAGUGCCGUGUUUUAGCGUUUGGACUUGUCACGAGUAACCGGUGCAGCAACACAGAGUACUGGAUCGCAGACUGGAGACUCGCACGUGUAUCCUUCCUCCGGCUGCAGGCGCAUCGAUCCUUAAGCACUCUGGAUAAAAGUUGUAUUUUUUCUGUUUGGGAUUUCGUUUUAAUCAGGCAGAUAAACAGCCAAAUAACAUGUCGCUCAGCAGAAGUAUUGAAUUUGAACACUUUGAGGAACGAGAGAAGCCGCACCGGACACCGAGGGCCAAUUCGGGCUCCGGGUCCCAGUCAGGCUCCAGAGGCAACGGUCUGGUCCCCAGCCCGGCGCACAGCGCGCACUGUAGUUUCUACCGCACACGCACUCUCCAGUCCCUCACGUCCGAGAAAAAAGCCAGAAAGGUGCGAUUUUAUCGCAAUGGAGAUCGGUAUUUUAAAGGUUUGGUGUAUGCCGUGUCUAACGACCGGUUCAGGUCUCUGGAUGCUCUGCUCAUGGAGCUCACGAGGUCCCUGUCGGACAAUGUCAACCUUCCCCAAGGAGUCCGGACGUUAUAUGCCUUGGAUGGAGGCAGGAGAAUCACCAGUCUGGAUGAGUUAGUAGAGGGUGAGAGUUAUGUGUGUGCCUCAAAUGAACCCUUCCGACGUGUGGACUACAACAAGAAUGUCAACCCCAACUGGUCAGUGGGCUGCAAGACCGGCACAUCACGCUCCCUCUCCUCUCUCAUCACGCUGAAGAACGAGUUGCAGCGUGAGUCCAAGGACUUCAUCAAACCCAAACUAGUCACAGUCAUCCGCAACGGUGUCAAACCCCGCAAGGCAGUACGGAUACUGCUCAACAAGAAGACAGCACACUCCUUCGACCAGGUGCUCACUGACAUCACAGAUGCAAUCAAGUUGGACUCUGGAGCUGUGAGGAGACUGUACACUUUGGAGGGCAAGCAGAUUAUCUGCCUGCAGGACUUCUUCGGGGAUGAUGAUGUGUUUAUAGCGUGCGGCCCGGAGAAGCACCGCUAUGCUCAGGACGACUUUGUUUUGGAUCACAGUGGUAAGGCUUCCACAGCCUUUAUUACUGAAUGCAGAGUGCUAAAGACGUCGCACUGCCGCCCUGCUACUCCGAACAGGACAGCUAAAAGCCCUGGACCUUCACGACGCAGCAAGUCCCCUGGUGCAGCAAGGCAACCGGUCCACCUCUCCACCAGUCAGUCUCCAAUCAAAUCCCCAGUAAACGGUGUCUCAGGCAGCCAGAUCUCAACUCCAAAGUCCACCAAGUCCUCCACUCCAUCUCCCACCAGCCCCCGACCCAUCCCGUGUUUUAAGAUCCCUCCGUCACAUCACAUCUCGUCCUCAAAUGUGAAUGGCUCGGUGAACAACCACCAGGAGCAAACUAACCAACUGAGUCCAGAGGCAGUUAAUGGUAACCGCUACCUGCCUGCCUCCCCCAUCUUGGAAAAAUACAAGGUUGGCAAGGUCAUCGGAGAUGGCAACUUCGCUGUAGUCAAAGAGUGUGUGGAGAGGUCCACAGGAAAAGAGUUUGCACUGAAGAUCAUCGACAAGGCCAAGUGCACUGGAAAGGAGCACCUUAUAGAGAAUGAAGUCGCAGUGCUGCGGAAGGUGAAACACCCCAACAUCAUCAUGUUGAUAGAGGAGGUGGACACUCCCUCCGAACUCUACCUGGUUAUGGAGCUUGUCAAGGGAGGGGAUUUAUUCGAUGCCAUCACCUCCUCGGCCAAAUACACUGAGAGAGACGCUGGUGUCAUGGUGUACAAUCUCGCUGGAGCUCUAAAGUACCUGCACAGCACAAACAUCGUCCACAGAGACAUUAAACCAGAGAACUUGCUGGUGUUUGAGUAUCCAGAUGGCACAAAGUCAUUAAAAUUGGGGGACUUUGGCCUGGCCACAGUGGUGGAAGGACCUUUGUAUACCGUAUGUGGAACUCCUACAUAUGUGGCUCCAGAAAUCAUCUCGGAGUCUGGUUAUGGUCUAAAGGUAGACAUCUGGGCUGCAGGUGUCAUCACUUACAUCCUUCUUUGUGGCUUUCCUCCAUUUAGGAGUGAGAGUAACCUGCAAGAGGAUCUGUUUGAACAGAUCCUUAUGGGGCAACUGGACUUUCCCAGUCCUUACUGGGAUAACAUCACUGACUCAGCCAAGGAGCUGAUAGGAAAGAUGCUGCAGGUCAACGCUGAGGCUCGAUACACAGCACAAGACAUCCUCUCCCACCCUUGGGUCACGGACGACACAGUCAUGGAGAAGAACAUGCAGAUGGAGGUCACAGGUAAACUGAAGACGCACUUUAACACUGCGCCUAAGCACAACAACACCACAGCUGCGGUGUCCGUCAUCAUGAGCACAGCUCUAGAUAAAGAGACCCUCCAGCUCACCAUCCAUCAUCGUCCACAGCCCCAAACAGUGCCAUGUCCACCAUCGUCAGCUGGCAAGAAAGUCCCAGCCAAACCAGCCUCGCCAACAAAGUCAGGACCAGCUUCUCCAACCAAACAGGCAUCCCAGGCAAAAGAACCCAAACCCACCAAGUCUGCUCGUCUCAAGGCACCCAAGACCGCUGUGUCUGCUGUGCCUGAUGCUACACCCACUUCUAAUGCUCCCUGCUCUCAUUUCCCAAUUGACGGUGUGUUUCCUUCUGCUCCUGUAAGUUUGCUUUUCUCCCCUUCACCCUCUGCUGAAACCUACCCCAUCACCUCUUUGCCUGUUUCCACCCCUUCUGAAACAACAUCACCCUUCGCCGCUCCCUGCUUUUCUCUCGAAACUCCCUCACUCUCAGGCCCUCCUGCUUUUUUCGCCUGCAACACUCCCUCUACACCUGUGUCAUGCCCUUCCCCAUCAUCUCCAACCAAACCAGCCCAAACCUCCUCUUCUCCCACCAAACCCGCCUCUCUUUCUCCCACCAAACGAGUCCCUUCCUCCUCUUCUACCAAAGAGGCAACAUCCCCAUCAACUUCCCCCUCAAAACAAGCUUCCCCCUCCCCAGUCUCCCCCAUCAAACCUGUCAUUUUCUUCCCUUUCUCUUCCCCAACCAAACAAGAACCUCCCUCCCCCUCUCCCAUCCAUCCAACGCUGUUUCCUUCUCCUCCCUCUACACCUCCCAGAUCCACGACCCCGGCCUGUCUCGCUGGCCCUCCAUCUCCCAGCCCCGAAGCUGAAGAGCUAAUGGAGGAGAUUUAAAUGGCAAUUAUGUAGCCAAUUUCUCCCCUCACUCCUUCUCUUUAUGGGAUGAGGAGGCUAAACCUCCACCCUAAGCAUUUCCAGUAGCUGUUAACUGAGCCAGUGAUUGCUGUGUCCAUGUUUUUCUCUCACUCUUGUCCCACUCAUUUUCAUUGGACGGAGGAUAGAAGGCAAAAGAGUUUGUCGAUUGUAUAUGUGUGUUUGUAUUUAUUAAUAGAGGAUGUGGAGAAAGGGAAUGAAGUGAAAACAUCACUGUUCUGAGUGGUUUGUCUUUAGAAGUCAUGCAUUACAAUAUCAUGCUAAUGUGAAUUAUUUUAUUUAUUAUCCCAUUCUGACUGCCUGUGGCUCUUUUGUAAAUAGUUAUUCAUUACACGCACGCACGCACACACCAUUGUGAACUCCUAUUGCUUUAGCAGAGGGACAGUAGGUCCAUAAUACAAGUAUUUCAGCACAUCAAACUUCUGAACUUGCUAGCAUAUCUACCUGUAGUGUAAUCCAACUAUAACUACUAUCAGUAUUUUCUCUGACCACAGCCAUCCCGAUGGUAACCGAAAGUCUGUUAAACUUAAGAUUCCUAUUAAGUGUUGCUAUCUACAGUAUAGUGGGUUGACAAAAUAAAGUACUAUGUAGCUAAUCUUGAAUCAGGCCCUGCUUUGUUUAACAUCUUCAGCUCUACUUGGAGAUUCUGUGCAUUUGUGCGUCUUGAAAUCAUGCAUGUAAAAGAGUUAAUAAUCAGAUAUGUUAAAGCUGUUCACAUUCAAUUUAAAAGGCUAUGUUUACAAAAAUUACAAAUUACAAAACAAAAAUCUACAAAACAUUACCUAUAGUGCAGUGGUUCCCAAACUUUUUGGCUUAAGACCCCUUAAACAAUCUGUUGUCUACUUGUAAACCCUUUUUAUAAACUGGAUAUUUCUCUGCAUUUUGGCCAUUUCAACCAAAGGUUAAAAUUGUUUUAUUUAAAUAAAAAAAGCAAACCU